AUGUCCACGACAUCAUCAAAGACCAAGGUAGCCCUUAGAGGAGGCGCCAUCCUCAACAACCCCAGGUUCAACAAGGGCACUGCGUUCUCGCGGCAAGAGAGGGCCGAGUUUGGCUUGCGCGGCAGGCUUCCCUAUGCGGCCGACACUCUUGAUGAGCAGGUCACCAGAGCAUAUGAACAGUACCAGUCCAGGGAAAGUGAUUUGCUCAAGAACUCUUUCCUCCAGUCAAUGAAGGCUCAAAACUGGACACUGUUCUACGCCUUGCUCAACAGACAUCUGGAAGAGAUGUUCCCCAUCGUCUACACCCCAACAGAGGCAGACGCCAUUGCCGAUUACUCGCAUCUCUUCCGAAGGAGCGAGGGUCUCUACCUGAGCCCUCCUGAAGAAGGCAACAUGGAGGAAGACUUCCUGGAUGCUUGCGAGAAGAGAGAGCUUCAGCUUAUUGUAGUUUCAGACGCCGAGGCCAUUCUUGGCAUUGGGGAUCAAGGGUCUGGCGGUAUUGGUAUCUCUACUGCCAAAGCCGUCAUCUACAGUCUUGUGGCUGGAGUCGAUCCGGCCAAAUGUCUCGCUGUGACGCUAGAUGUGGGAACCAACAACAAAGAUCUGCUCGAUGACGACCUGUACAUUGGCUAUAGAGAGAAACGAUUGCGAGGCGAACCAUACGACAAGUUUGUCGAAAAGUUUGUGGGUUUGGUGAAGAAGCAUCAACCCGCGUGUCUCUUGCAUUUCGAAGACUUUGGUGUUACCAACGCCGAAAGACUGCUAGCAAAAUACAGAGAACAACACUCUAUCUUCAACGACGAUAUCCAAGGUACAGGAGCCGUGACUCUUGCGGCAGUCCAAGCCGGAGUCGCUGUGACCAAGAGCAAGCUCCAAGACCAACGUAUCAUCAUCUACGGCGCCGGCUCAGCCGGCCUCGGUAUCGCCCGUCAACUCCGCGAUGCCAUCCUCCUCGACUCCGACUCCUCCUCCUCCGAUCCCAGAUCCUCCUCCUCCUCCGACGCCAAAUCCAAAGCUGCCAAGCAGUUCUACCUCGUGGACAAAGCCGGACUCGUCAAAAAGUCUUUGGGUAGAGACAAGAUCAGGCAAGAGAUUGAGGAUGAUUUUAUCAGGGAUGAAGAGGAUUGGGGAGGGGAGGAGACGGGGUUGUUGGAGGUGGUGAAGACGGUGAAGCCUACUAUCUUGAUUGGGACUAGUACCCAUGCUGGAUCGUUCAAUGAGGAAGUGGUGAAAGAAAUGGCCAAACAUGUGGACCGUCCUAUCAUCUUCCCCUUGAGCAACCCUACCAGGCUCUGCGAAGCUCAACCCAAGGAUAUCAAUAACUGGACAGACGGCAAAGCUCUCAUGGCUACCGGCUCGCCCUUCCCACCCGUCGACAUCCCAGGUUCGGACAAAAAGUAUAUUGUCGCCGAGUGCAACAACGCCCUGAUCUACCCCGGCCUCGGCCUCGGCACAAUCCUCUCCAAAUCCUCCACCAUGACGGACAAGAUGAUCGUCGCCGGUGCCCAACGUCUCGCCCAUCUCGCCCCAGCUCUAAAAGAAAAGAACCCCGACUUGGCUCUCUUACCAGCAUUCGGUGAUGCCCAGGCUGUCAAUUUUGAAGUGGCCCUGGCGGUGAUUGAGCAGGCCGUCGAAGAAGGCGUCAGCAGGGAAGAGGGCCUGCCGAAGGGGAAGGAAGAGGUCAGGAAGUGGGCGCUUGAGAAGAGGUGGGAGCCAGAGUAUGUAGAGUUUGAGUAUGAUCCUGAGGGGCUGAAGUAG
Messenger RNA from Cryptococcus wingfieldii CBS 7118, 1758 nucleotides. Its product is annotated as malate dehydrogenase (oxaloacetate-decarboxylating). The record is from RefSeq and is a predicted model, not a curated record. Lineage: Eukaryota; Fungi; Basidiomycota; Tremellomycetes; Tremellales; Cryptococcaceae. Gene Ontology annotation, molecular function: malate dehydrogenase (decarboxylating) (NAD+) activity; NAD binding. The transcript has 14 exons. Gene Ontology annotation, cellular component: mitochondrion. The coding region runs from base 1 to 1758 and encodes 585 amino acids. Gene Ontology annotation, biological process: pyruvate metabolic process; malate metabolic process.